GAGAACCGGAGGAGAACCGGAGGAUAGAGAGAGGAGAGAGAGAGGAGAACCGGAGGAUAGAGAGAGGAUAGAGAGAGGAGAGAGACAGGAGAACCGGAGGAGAACCGGAGGAAAGAGAGAGAAGCGGCACUGACCCUCUAACGAGCCGCUCCCAUGGACUCGGAGACGGACCUGAGUGUGUCGGAGGACGCUCUGGGGGGGGCAGACUUCAUCACGGUGGAGUUGGACACGCAGCCCAUUGAGUACGUGGUGAAGUGGGCGGAGGUCGGGUCGCGCUUCACGAUCUCCUGCGUGAAGAGAGACCCUGACGACCCCCCCGAGAUCAGCGAGGACGCCUUCUUUGCCCCCUACGAAGAGGUCUAUCCGUGCGAGGUGACGGAGCAGAGCGUGGAGAUCAAGACGGACUCUGACGAGGAGGAGGAGGAGGAGGAGGAGGAGGAGGAAGAGCAGGAGGAGCAGGCGGGGGUCAGCCAGCUGCAAGAGGAGGAGGAGGAUGAAGAGGAAGAGGAGGAGGAGGAGGAAGAGCGUCAGUACCGCUGCAGCUUCUGUGGGAAGAGCUACAGCCACGCCUCCAGUCUGUACCGACACCAGCAGACCCACAGCAAGGGGGCGGCGCCCAUCAAGAGGGAGCCCCCCCACCAGGAGGCGCAGUACUCCUGCCCACACUGCGGCAUGACCUUCAAGGGGAGCAGGAUGCUGGGCAGCCACCUGCGGCUGCACGGGAAGCGGCGCAUCCACCCGUGCAACAUCUGCGGGAAGGAGUUCAACCACAGCUCCAGCCUGUCGCGCCACCGCCUCGUCCACAAGAAGGGGAAGGGGCUCCCGAAAGAAGACAUGGCCGCCCAGCGUCACCCCCAGAAGGCAGGAGGCCGGAGACAGAAGAGCCGCCGGGCCGUCGCUCAGAGUCCGCCCGGCGACACCUUCUACGCCUGCCCGCAGUGUGACAUGAGCUUCAGGACGUCCACGCUCCUCUCCAAACACCAGGUGACCCAUGUGAAGGAGCUGCUGGACAGCUACACCCCGGGGAAGGAGAACCUGGGCGAGUCGUCUUCAGAUCUGAAGAUCCGUCUGAAGCUUUGCUCCCGGGACAAACCCAACUUUUACACUUUGUGCAAGAAGAACCGCCGCCGCCGGGGAGGGGGGGGGCGGGGCGUCCGCAGAGGCCCCGCCCCCUCAGAGGAGGAGGGGGCGGGGCGUCACGUCUGCAGCCAAUGCGGGAAGCGUUUCAGCCACGCCUCCAGCCUGGCCCGACACCAGCUGACCCACCGGGGGGGGGGGCGGGAAACACCUGAAGCUGCCCCCCCCCGGCAGAACGAAGACCUUCACCUGCACCGCCUGCAGCAAAACCUUCAUGCACUCCAGCAGCUUCUCCCGCCACAAGAAGGCUCACCUGGAGGAGCAGCAGCGCCACAAGAAGGCUCACCUGGAGGAGCAGCGCCACAAGAAGGCUCACCUGGAGGAGCAGCGCCACAAGAAGGCUCACCUGGAGGAGCAGCGCCACAAGAAGGCUCACCUGGAGGAGCAGCGCCACAAGAAGGCUCACCUGGAGGAGCAGCGCCACAAGAAGGCUCACCUGGAGGAGCAGCGCCACAAGAAGGCUCACCUGGAGGAGCAGCGCCGCAGGAAGAGGCCAGCGCUGGACGAGACGGCACCGCUGGAGUCCGACUCAGAGUGACAACCCCUGGUGACCCCCCCCCCCCCAGAACUGGACCUGCAUCUCUGGUGUAAAUAACAGCAGGACAUCCAUAUAUGGUCGUGUGGCAGUUUCCUUAUAUGGUCAUAAUGACGGCUCUUACGGAUGGGUUAGUGCCCCUUCCCCCCCCAGGCGCCGCCCCCCCCACCUGUCUGUCAGGUUGCACAGUGACGCUGUUCUUCACUCCAUUUCCCAUCAGCCACCUGGGCUGAGCACGCAGAGCAUUUUGGGAAACGGAGUCCCACAGAAAAGAGAACACAUUUUAAUUAGACUUUUCAAUUGAAAACUACAAGCCCCGCCCCCUGCUGCUCCAAUCCAAUCAGAGCUUCUCUCCUGAAAUCCUAUUGGUCCACGAGGAUCACCUCUAUCAUUAUUUAUUUUGUAGUCCCUUUUAGUUCUUUGGCUCUGUUCAUACUGAUUAUUAUUUCUGAUCCGUUAAUAAUAAUAAUUCUGUUUUUGUAAGUUAGUAAUAAUAUGAAAGUAUUCAAUUAUAACUUUAAUACCAGAUGUUAUUAUAAUUCAUAAUAUCAUCUUUGUUAUCAUCGCUCAGAGGGACUUUGAUUGGUACACAGAUGCAACGCUCCGAUUGGUUCCCUGUUUAAAGCUUAGACGCUCUGAUUGGUUCUCCACGUUAAUGUUUGCAUGAAGACUCCUCUGCAGCCGGUCGGCCAUAUUUGUAGUUUUUUAAGGAAGUCAAAGAGAAAACUGCACUUUAUGAUGAAUUUGGAACAAUGUUGUAAUGUAUGAAUAUUUAAAUGUGACCCUCCCCUCAUCAUCAGACAGGAAACGACUUCAGCAGACAGCUUCCAAAGUAGUUUAUUCAAAUAAAAACCUGAAGAAAAAACUCUUAAUUUAUAAAAAAAAUAAACAACGCAGAUCUUUGGAUUCCAACAAAUGUGAGAUUAGAGAUGCUGAUUGGACUACAUUUAUUAUCAGUGGAACCAGUUAAUGUGAGAACCUCAGCGCCUGGAGAUAACGUGCAGAACAUCUGCAGAACAUCUGGAGAACAUCUGGAGAACAUCUGUUUCCAGAGACUCUAUGACGCUGACAGACCCCCCCCCCCGCUGCACUUCCUGUUCCUGCGGACACUUUGUGAGAGACUUCUGUGAAUUGGGUUAUCUUAAUUUAAUGUGAUAUAUUUAUAGUGUGUAGGCGGCAGAAACACCAGAGGAGGAGAACCAGGUUUAUGUUCCUCGGUUGAAGCUGCCCCCCCCUCGUUGUGUUUCCUCGGUUCUCCUGCUGAUAGAGCGUUCGUCGUGGUUCGUGUUUUGCCAAUAGUUAAACACCCGUUGACAUGUUUUGUCUUGCGUUUUGUAAUAAACCUUCAAAAUAAA
Molecule: messenger RNA, 3027 nt
Organism: Gymnodraco acuticeps
Lineage: Eukaryota; Metazoa; Chordata; Actinopteri; Perciformes; Bathydraconidae
Product: zinc finger protein 358-like
Exons: 5
Coding region: 154-1728 (524 amino acids)
Cellular component (GO): nucleus
Source: RefSeq, a predicted model, not a curated record